This is a messenger RNA of Salarias fasciatus (jewelled blenny), 1523 nucleotides long. It is a transcript of the gene adprh, whose product is annotated as ADP-ribosylarginine hydrolase. The record is from RefSeq and is a predicted model, not a curated record. The transcript is spliced from 8 exons. Lineage: Eukaryota; Metazoa; Chordata; Actinopteri; Blenniiformes; Blenniidae. The coding region runs from base 176 to 1243 and encodes 355 amino acids.
CUGAACGCUGUUUUCUGGUCUUCUAUUUUCCAGCUGAGCUGAUCUGUCGCGUGCAACGACCCCGCACGAGCGCGCGCGCGCCCGGAGCAGCGGAGCAGCAGCAGCAGCAGCAGCGGUGUGAAGUCCACGUGUGUGUCCGCCUCCUGACGCCUGAUCCCCGGCCAGCGACGCAGCCAUGGACCGAUCUGCUACCGUGGAGUACUACAAGGCUGGCAUGCUGCUGAGUGGCGUUGGUGAUGCCCUGGGCUACAGGAACCAGCUCUGGGAGUACAACGAAUCUGGACCAGCCAUCCAUAAGGAGCUGCAGGAGCUCGGCGGUCUGAAGAGCAUCAAGGCCGAGCUCCCCGACUGGCCCGUGAGCGACGACACCGUUCUGCAUCUGGCCACAGCUGAAGGCCUGGCGACCGGGAAGGGCGGGGAGGAGCUGCUGCACGAGGUGGCCGCUCGCUACGUGGAGGGGAUGAAAGACAUGGAGGGCAGGAAACCCGGCCCGUCCAGCAUUCUGGGAGUUUCCCAACUGAAGCCUGGGGAGGAGGGAGGCUUCAGAGUGCCCUAUAACCCUGAGGGAACUGGCUGCGGCGCCGCCAUGAGGUCCAUGUGCAUCGGCCUGAGGUAUCCCAAACCGGACCAGCUGCUGUCGCUGGUGGCGGUUGCCGUGGAGACGGGCCGGAUGACCCACCCUCACCCGACAGGGUUCCUGGGGGCCGUGGCGUCCGCCCUGUUCACCGCGUACGCCGUGCAGCGCCGGCCGAUCACCACCUGGGGCCUGGGCCUGAUCAACGAGGCCUGCCCGAUCGCCCGGACCUUCGUCCGGGGCCGGGACUUCGCCGUGGAGGAGACGGAGCGGGACUGGGGCUACUUCUGCGACAAGUGGCAGUGGUACCUGGACCAGAGGGGCAUCUCCAACGGCGUGGGCCCCGUCCUCUGGCCCGAGUCCUACGGCCCUGCGGAGAGAGACGAGGCCUACAAGAGCUUCAGCCUGUCGGGCUGGGCCGGGCGCAGCGGCCACGACGCCCCCAUGAUCGCGCUGGACGCCCUGCUGGCGGCCGGUCCGGACUGGGAGGAGCUGAUGAGCAGAGCCGGCUUUCACGGAGGCGACAGCGACAGCACGGCCGUGAUCGCCUGCUGCUGCUGGGGUCUCCUCUACGGCACCCAGGGGGUCCCCGAGUGCAACUACUCCAACCUCGAGUACCGGGAUCGGCUGGAGCGCAGCGCCGAGCAGCUCUACGCCCUGUCGCACUAAGAUGGCUGCCGCUGGACUGACCCCGACCGCGGCGACGGAGGGGCGGAACUAGGUCAUAGAAGUAGCCGGCGCGCUCGGUAGUGCAUCGAUCUGGAGAGCCGCGGAGUCACACUCGCCCGAAGGGGAAUCCGAGUGUCCCACUAACCCACAGUCACAUCUGCCAGGAGCGGCAGGCCUCCUGCUGCUGCAUAAAGAGGGGGGCCCCCUAGUGACGGCCGCCGCACAUCGACAUGCAGCUCCACGGAGCAGAACCAAUCCCAGAUAAUGAGUGAGAAAGAAA